Messenger RNA from Angiostrongylus costaricensis, 1794 nucleotides. The record is from the annotation of a GenBank genome assembly. Lineage: Eukaryota; Metazoa; Nematoda; Chromadorea; Rhabditida; Metastrongylidae.
AUGACUUCUCUACAGACGAAUUUGGCUGAUUUGAGAUUGAAAACGACGCAGUUGUUAGCAAACUGUCUAUCAGCUGAGGAUCUUUGGUUGAGAAUAAUCGAUACGAAUAAGAGUAGUAUGUACUAUAUGAGCGAGGAUGACAUCAGACGAAUCGGACGCGAAGCGAAUCCUGGCCAAGCAGUACUGCGAGCGUGGGGUAAUCGUGGUCAGUCCGUUUACGACCUGCUGGUACGACUGCAGGGCCUUUCCAAGCACUAUGGAUCAGUUAUGGAUGAAGCACAGCUCAUUCUGUCAAGAAAAUUCAGUGAGUUCUUGUCUUGUAUUUGGAUAGUGAGAGCUCAGAACAUUUACGGAAGUGCUCCAUGUGAAGUGGUUCAAAAGUGCUCCUCGAAGUUCUCAUUUUACUUGGUAGUAACAAAUGAAGUGGAAGAUGGUCAUGUGUAUUCGGAAUUUUAUCGAAAACCUGGGAAGCAGUAUUCGUCACGGAUUGUUUCAAGAAGUGUGUCUAUCGCGCGGUUUGUAGGAGAGGAACAUCAUUCAAAAUGUCGCUGUGGUAUUUUAGCUGCAGAACACAAUGACGAUGCACUACACGCUGCCGAUAAAGUAGCACUGAUUAUCAGUAAUGGUAUGUACCAGUAUCUGCCGAAGCUAGUGACACCUCACUGUGAUGCUGAAACAUUGGAUCUUAAAUAUAAAACGGUGACGUUGGCUGAUCUUACUCUUGGUGAAAUGAAAUUCGUUAUAAAAGAAUAUAGGAAGCUUCUGGGAAACGGUGUAUAUGCAGUUUUCUAUUUUGUGGGCCACGGUUUCGAGGUGAAUGGACAGUGUUAUCUUCUUCCUGUGGAGGCACCUUCAGUAGCACAUAGACCGGAGUAUUGUCUGUCAAUGGAUUUUGUCCUCUCUGAGUUGAAUGAUCACAAUCCGGCCUUGAAUCUCAUCUUGCUUGACGUUUGCCGAAAGUUUAUACCUUACGAGUAUAUUCCGGCGUUCGUCGAAUAUGCGGAAUCGUUGAAAACGAAGCGUCGUCCUAAUCGAAACACGGUUUUCGGAUAUUCCACAAGUGGAGGAGUUGGAGCAUAUGAGAUAAAAGGCGAGGUGAAUGGUGUUUUUAUGAAGUAUCUGAAAACCCACCUGCAUCGGCCAAUUUCGGUUAUUCAGAUGUUAAAUGACGCAUCACGUGAUAUUGAAGAGGAUAAGAAAGUGUGCGAUGUUCAAGUGCCUGAACUGCGGUCUACACUGACGAGACCGCGAUCUUUGACCGAUCCACUAGUGUGGGACGGCCACACACUUUCUUUUGAUCACCACACCAUACACUGGAGGCUUAUGCAUGAGUUACCAAACCCUGUCUAUGUUCGUUUCACGGAUUUGUCGCUUAUUGUCACCAUCUGGUUUGAUUACUGCGGACAUUUUACAAAUAAGGUAUAUGUAUUCUCAUCCGUCAGUGACCUGUUAGAUGGCGCCACCGAUGACGUUGAGGUCAAAAAACUGUCCGAAAACGCCCUGUCACACAUUGCGUAUUUGUCUUUUCCACCGGAACUGGAUGCAUCGAAAGAGCGAAUUGUAUCUGAUGACGAUGAAGGUGUUUCGUUGUGCUUGCUCGUUUCUCAUCUUCAACGGUCAAAGGUGGGAAAUGAAAUACACACCCUGUCCAAACAUGGCUACAUCGAUACACCUGAAGAACUAUUGUCAUUUCUAAGCAACACUCUGGCGCUGCUCCUUAUACAUCAUGGUUGGAAUGCGACAUUUCUAAUCAUCAGAAAACCAACAGGACCGUGUUGUUCUACAAAACAGUGA